Telopea speciosissima is the source of this 2573-nucleotide messenger RNA. Its product is annotated as delta-1-pyrroline-5-carboxylate synthase. Bases 99 to 2252 code for a protein of 717 amino acids. Gene Ontology annotation, molecular function: ATP binding; glutamate 5-kinase activity; glutamate-5-semialdehyde dehydrogenase (NADP+) activity. NCBI's taxonomy places the organism in Eukaryota, Viridiplantae, Streptophyta, Magnoliopsida, Proteales, Proteaceae. Gene Ontology annotation, cellular component: cytoplasm. The record is from RefSeq and is a predicted model, not a curated record. The transcript has 20 exons.
UCUCACUCUCUGCUCUCGUUUGCUUCUCUGCUGCUUCUUUCGAGUUUCCUCAUCUAUCCAAACAAUAGCAGGCGAAAGCUCCCUCUCAAUCGAAGACUAUGGACUCCAUGGAUCCUACUCGAGCUUUCGUCAAGGACGUUAAGCGUGUCAUCGUCAAGGUCGGAACAGCAGUUGUUACCCGAGGUGAUGGAAGACUAGCCUUGGGCAGAAUGGGAGCACUUUGCGAGCAGAUUAAAGAAAUGAACUCUCAAGGCUUUGAGGUUAUUCUGGUGACUUCAGGUGCAGUUGGUGUUGGCCGUCAAAGGCUUAGAUACAGGAAACUAGUCAACAGCAGCUUUGCUGAUCUCCAAAAACCACAAGUUGAACUUGAUGGAAAAGCUUGUGCUGCAGUUGGUCAGAGUGGUCUUAUGGCUCUUUAUGAUGCAUUGUUCAGUCAGCUGGACGUGUCAUCAUCACAGCUUCUUGUGACUGACAAUGAUUUUAGGGACCCAGAUUUCAGAUUGCAGAUUUCUGAAACAGUUCAAUCAUUGUUGAAUCUGAGGGUUAUACCUAUUUUUAACGAGAAUGAUGCAAUCAGUACCAGGAGAGCUCCAUAUGAGGAUUCUUCUGGCAUAUUUUGGGAUAAUGACAGUUUAGCUGCUCUUUUGGCUUUGGAGCUGAAAGCUGACCUUCUUGUGCUAUUGAGUGAUGUAGAUGGCCUAUACAAUGGGCCUCCAAGUGAUCCAAAUUCAAAGUUAAUCCACACAUACAUAAAGGAAAAGCAUCAAGGAGAAAUCACAUUUGGGGACAAAUCUAGGGUAGGAAGAGGAGGUAUGACCGCAAAAGUAAAAGCUGCUGUCUACGCAGCUUAUGCUGGUAUCCCUGUUGUUAUUACAAGUGGCUUUGCUCCUAACAACAUCAUAAAAGUACUUAAAGGAGAACAUGUUGGUACGCUUUUUCAUCAAGAUGCACAUUUGUGGGUUUCACUCAAAGGUACUGGUGCACGUGAGAUGGCAGUUGCAGCAAGGGAAUGUUCCAGAAGACUUCAGAGCCUGUCUUCAGAAGAUAGAAGGAAAAUUUUGCUGGACAUUGCUGACGCACUUGAGGCAAACGAAAACUUGAUCAGAGUUGAGAAUGAAGCUGAUGUUGCUGAAGCACAGCAGGAUGGCUAUGAGAAAUCAUUGAUAUCUCGGUUGACUCUGAAGCCUGGGAAGAUCUCAAGUCUUGCAAAAUCAAUUCGUGUACUUGCGGACAUGGAAGAACCAAUUGGUCAUGUUUUGAAGAGAACAGAGCUUGCAGAUGGGCUCAUCUUGGAGAAGACAUCAUGUCCAUUGGGUGUUCUUUUGAUUGUUUUUGAGUCUCGGCCCGAUGCUCUUGUUCAGAUAGCUUCAUUAGCUAUUCGGAGUGGAAAUGGACUUCUCCUGAAAGGAGGGAAAGAAGCAAAACAAUCAAAUGCAGUCUUGCACAAGAUUAUUACUGAAGCCAUCCCUGAUUCUGUUGGAAAAAACCUUAUUGGACUAGUCACUUCAAGAGAUGAGAUCCCUGAUUUGCUAAAGCUUGAUGAUGUCAUAGAUCUUGUAAUCCCAAGAGGCAGCAAUAAACUUGUUGCUCAAAUCAAGAAUUCUACAAAAAUUCCUGUUCUUGGUCAUGCUGAUGGAAUUUGCCAUAUUUAUGUUGAUGAAAGAGCUAAUAUGGAUAUGGCAAAGCGAAUUGUUUUGGAUGCGAAAAUAGAUUAUGCUGCAGCCUGUAAUGCUAUGGAAACUCUUCUUGUACACAAAGAAUUGGUGAAGAAUGGUGGACUUAAUGACCUUAUGGUCGAGCUCAACAGUGAAGGUGUUACUCUAUAUGGUGGGCCAAGAGCAAGUUCCUUGUUGAAUAUUGCAGAGGCACAAUCAUUUCAUCACGAAUACAACUCAUUGGCUUGCACCAUUGAAAUUGUGGAUGAUUUGCACGAAGCCAUUGACCAUAUACAUCGUCAUGGAAGUGCACAUACGGAUUGCAUCAUUACGGAAGAUCAUGAAGCUGCCAAAAUCUUCCUACAGCAAGUUGACAGUGCUGCGGUCUUUCACAAUGCGAGCACACGAUUUUGUGAUGGAGCUCGUUUUGGACUUGGGGCAGAGGUUGGGAUAAGUACAAGCAGAAUCCAUGCUCGAGGACCAGUUGGGGUUGAGGGACUAUUGACAACACGAUGGAUCCUGCGAGGAAGUGGGCAAGUGGUGGAUGGUGAUAAGGGGGUUGUCUACACUCACAAGGAUCUGAGUUUGCAGUCCUAAAUGCUUAUUGCUGGGAUCGGUUUGCCAAAGCUCAAGGACUCGGUCACCAUCUGGUGCUGUCAUUGUUGUAACGUGCAUGCCUCCUAUUGGUUAUCUCUAAUAAGUUUUAUUAUUGGUUGUGCAUUAAGGAAGAUAAAAUGGUUAGAAAGGCAGAGAAAGCAAAGCUAGAAUUAUUUUCCCCAUUUUAUCCCAGAGACUAAGAGUUUCCUAUGCUGUGAUGCUUUUUCUAGUUGCAGUUUUUGAGCAUCCUUGGGAACAGAUUUGGAAAUAGCUCAAGGAAGGGAAUUAGCGUGAUGAAUUAAACAAUGGUUAAUUUAGGAU